AAACAAUAGGAGAGAGACAAGAGAACCCUAAUUUCAUUCGUUUUACAAAGACCAUAGAGAGACCGAGAGAGACAGAGACAGAGACUCAUAGCCAGAAGACGAAGAUGUCGACUCCGCAGCAAGAAGAGGACAAGAAGCCCAACGAUCAAGCUGCCCACAUCAACCUCAAAGUGAAAGGCCAGGAUGGGAAUGAAGUGUUUUUCAGGAUCAAACGAAGCACUCAACUGAAGAAGCUUAUGAACGCAUAUUGUGAUCGCCAGUCUGUGGAGCUGAAUUCAAUUGCCUUCUUGUUUGAUGGUCGCCGUCUACGAGCAGAGCAGACGCCUGAUGAGCUGGAAAUGGAGGAUGGUGAUGAGAUUGAUGCAAUGCUUCAUCAAACUGGAGGAGCCGUACAGAUUUGAUACUAUAUGCUCUUAUUGGAAGGAAGCUGUUGUUAUGAUGAAGACCACUGUGUUCUAUGGAUCUAGGGUUUCAAGCAUUAGGUUUUUUGGUUUUGUACAAGAACUUUUGUAGUAGUAUUUUGAUUAAGUAAAUUGAUGUGGAACUUGGCAUCUGAGUAUGGUUUUCCUUUCAAUUUCAUAGUCUUGUGUGGCAAGGCUGUAUUUUAAUCCAAUUAGAAUUUGAUGUAUAAUUUCUACUCAUAUAGUGUUUCCAUUGUCAUCCC
Prunus persica (peach) is the source of this 664-nucleotide messenger RNA. Its product is annotated as small ubiquitin-related modifier 1. Gene Ontology annotation, cellular component: nucleus. Gene Ontology annotation, molecular function: protein tag activity; ubiquitin-like protein ligase binding. The record is from RefSeq and is a predicted model, not a curated record. The coding region runs from base 105 to 401 and encodes 98 amino acids. Gene Ontology annotation, biological process: protein sumoylation. The transcript has 3 exons. Lineage: Eukaryota; Viridiplantae; Streptophyta; Magnoliopsida; Rosales; Rosaceae.